This is a messenger RNA of Durotheca rogersii, 1647 nucleotides long. RefSeq names its product PLP-dependent transferase. Lineage: Eukaryota; Fungi; Ascomycota; Sordariomycetes; Xylariales; Xylariaceae. Gene Ontology annotation, molecular function: molybdenum cofactor sulfurtransferase activity. Gene Ontology annotation, biological process: molybdopterin cofactor metabolic process. The record is from RefSeq and is a predicted model, not a curated record. The coding region runs from base 1 to 1647 and encodes 548 amino acids. The transcript has 4 exons.
AUGUCGAAAGGGUAUAACAGCGACGUGGAGGCUCUGCGCCAAAAGGAAUAUCCACACAUGAAUGAUGGGGUCUAUCUAGACCACAGCGGAGCGACCAUCUACGCGAAAUCCACCAUCGACUCGUUCUGUGCGAAGAUGGUAACCAACCUAUACGGCAACCCACACUCGGAGAACUCUCCUGCGAAGCUCUCGGGAGAGGUCGUCGACGAGGUUCGGGAAAAGACGCUCAGGUUCCUCGGAGCAGACCCCGAGCACUUCGACCUGAUCUUCGUAGCAAACGCCACUGCUGCUAUCAAGCUCGUCGCAGACUCGUUCAGAGACCUGUCGGAGAAGACCAGCGACCAGAGGUUCUGGUACGGCUACCAUAAAGACGCGCACACGAGCAUUGUGGGCGUGAGGGAGUUGACAUACGGGCAAUCCUACUGCUUCCGGAGCGAUCUAGAAGUCGAGAGAUGGCUUCGUUCGCCUGACGCGGGCUUCGUCAACCGCUACCGCCCCAACGGCCUCGGCCUGUUUGCCUACCCCGGACAGUCCAACAUGUCUGGUAGACGACUGCCGCUGACGUGGCCAGCAGCCAUACGGCAGUCUGAGUAUCUGCAGGGCACCUAUACCCUCCUCGAUGCCGCGGCGUUGGCCAUGACAUUCCCCAUGGAAAAUGUCUUCCAAGACGUGGACCGGGCGCCCGACUUCACCUGCCUGUCCCUGUACAAGAUCUUUGGGUUCCCGGACGUCGGGGCGCUGGUUGUCCGGCGAGAAUCGGGACACAUCCUCACUCUGAGGAAGUACUUUGGCGGCGGAACCGUGUCGAUGGUGGCGACGUUCGGCAAGAACUGGCACCGGUCGAAGGGCCUCCAGGCGCCCACCUACAAGCUCCACGAGGGCCUCGAGGACGGCACGCUCCCGUUCCACAGCAUUCUCGCCCUCGGGGAGGCCAUCGACGUGCACAGGAAGCUCUACGGCUCGAUGAGCAGGAUCUCGGACCACACGUCCUACCUCGUCGCCCGACUGUACCGGGGCCUGAGCGAUCUGCGCCACGCCAACGGCCGCCCGGUCUGCCGCGUCUACAACGAGAACGGAGACUUUGAGGACUCGUCGAAGCAGGGCUCCGCGAUCGCCUUCAACGUGUUGCGGGCGAACGGGCACCACGUCCCGUACUCUGACGUCGAACGCUCGGCGAACGACGCCAAGAUCUACAUAAGAUCCGGGGGGGUCUGCAAUCCUGGCGGCAUUUUCACUGCCCUCGGUUACGAGCCGUGGAUGAUGGAGCGCGCGCUCUCCGCGGGACAUCACUGCGGCUCGCAUGGCAUAAGCAUCAUCCACGGGCUUCCUACAGGGAUCGUUCGAGCAAGCCUCGGGGCCAUGUCGACGAAGCAAGAUGUCGACACGUUGGUGGACUUCUUGCGCGCGGCGUUCGUCGAAAAGGAGCCGGACUGGGCGUCUACUCGGACGCUGGUCGAGGCCCCGCCCGCCGAGCGCUUCUCGCUGGAUCUCCCCGGCAACUACACGACGAGCAGCUUUCCCGACGUGCGAGAGGUCCCGCGCCCCCGUCCGAUGCUGCACCAGUUCUCCGCGGCCCCCGAAGCUACGCCGAGGGUCGCGCCGUUCGCGAUGCACGACUUCAUCCACGGGCUUGCCGCCGUGAAGUAG